CUUGUCGGCGCGGCGUGAAUUCGUCCACCUUUACUGAGCGUUCAGGCGGAGAGCGGCUUCCCACCCCUGUGCAUGGGUUGGUGCUGCCGCUCGGGAAUGGUUUGCUCUCUCCGCGGCUCAGCCAGCACUGCAUCAGAUUGUUUGGGAAGUCAGCGGGGCUGCCGGGGACCAGGAUAAAGUUCUUGGAAAGGCGUCAUUGCAAGAGGACUGACAGUGCACACGGGAGCCACAGUUACAGCCAGUCACUGAUUCCUUUCCUGCUUGAGUGCCAUAAAACAUUUUCAGCAAUGGAAGGAGAAAAAGGGCAAAGUGCUAAAGCUACCAGUGCAGUGGGUGACCUGAGGAAAAGUUGGCAGACCUGGGCAGAGGAUCACAUUGAGUAUCAGAGGAAGAAUCCGUUCAGCAGCGAUGACAGGCUUGCGUCUGGACCUGCGCACACUCACAGAGGAGAUCCCACCUACGGGAGACCCCCGGAAGGCUCUCGGACAGAACAGAGAGGGAGAGAUGCCCACUCACACGUGGGUAGGGAAGUAGAAGAGCUGUGCUCGAUCAUCAGAAGAACUGGAAAGGUGGGAGAAGAUGGACACGUGACAGUGACAUUCGGGCAGCUGUUUGAAACAUACGUGACUAUUUCCAAUAAAGUAGUGGGAAUCUUGUUAAGAGCCAGAAAACACGGUCUGGUGCAUUUUGAAGGUGAAAUGCUUUGGCAAGGAAAAGAUGAUGAUGUGGUCAUCACUUUACUACAAUAAGGCUUUGUCCUGGAAUGAACUUUGCUGCACGGUUCCAUUUGGAAAAACAUAAUUAGAUACCAUCUUCACAGGUUUUGGUUACAGAAUUUCAACUCAGCUACCUACUGGGACACAAGCAGGAGAGGAAAUGGGCGAGGAGGAUAUUUUUGUAAAAAUGGUAGAGAUUUGGAU
Melozone crissalis (California towhee) is the source of this 920-nucleotide messenger RNA. Its product is annotated as actin-binding Rho-activating protein-like. Gene Ontology annotation, biological process: positive regulation of Rho protein signal transduction. NCBI's taxonomy places the organism in Eukaryota, Metazoa, Chordata, Aves, Passeriformes, Passerellidae. Gene Ontology annotation, molecular function: actin binding. The record is from RefSeq and is a predicted model, not a curated record. The coding region runs from base 288 to 749 and encodes 153 amino acids. The transcript has 2 exons.